CUGUGGUGCUGAGCCCAGAACCAAUCUCCAGGUCCUUGGGGUCAGAAUGGAGUGUUUGCUGCAAUUAACCAGAGCCAGCCCUGCCCUCCAGGGAGCAGCAUCCCUUUACAGGGUGCCUCCAGGGGCAAAAGUCCUAGCAGCUAUCCAGGGAGAACUCUGUGGCCUUUGGAGGGCUAGAAACUACAUUACCCAGAAACACGCGCGCUGGGUUGAGCCAGUGGCAGAGUAGGGUAAAAGCAUUUCCUCCAGUUGGGGCGGGACUUCCGGCAUCGUCCUCCUCGCGGCCAUAUCGGCUGCUUGUCGGAGUCUGCCGCCUUGGAGUCGCCGGGAGGCAUUGGGAGGCAGGAGGCGACACGGAGUCCCGAUCCCCGCUGUCGCCACACGUGAGGGCGAGGCUCGGCGACCCCACGAGGGACCCGCCUCAGGGCGGGGCCGGGUUUCUCCUCGCCCUCCGCCCCGCCCGCAGGUCCGAUGGCGGCGGCUGCGCGGAGGCGCCCGGCUGAGGCCGCGGUGACCUUGGAGGACGUGGCCGUGCGUUUCUCGCGGGAAGAAUGGAGGCUGGUGGACGAGGCCCAGAGACGCCUGUACGUGCGUGUGAUGCUGGAGAACUUUGCCCUCGUGUCCUCUCUGGUGCUGAGCCCUUUGGGCAGGAUUCAAGGUCAGCCAGUCGCAUUGCAUCGAGCUUCACGGAUGCUCAGUGUCUGGGCUGAUGUGUCCGGACCCAUCCCCCUCCGUCUCCUGGUGUGGUCCCUUCCCGUCCCGGUCAGUCCUCCUGCCGCCUGUGCCGGGACUCGCAGGUGUGGUCUGGGUCGUGCUUAUCUGAAGCCGGGCUCCUCUUCAAGGCUCUCCUGCGCAGCGUGUCCUGUUUAGAUCUGUCUUCCUUUUCUGUUUCCCAGCCUGGUUGCAAUACAGACUUGUGUGUGUUAAAGUGUACAGUGGGCCGAAACCGGUUUGUCUCAGUGGAUAGAGCAUCGGCCUGCGGACUGAAGGGUCCCAGGUUCGAUUCCGGUCA
This is a messenger RNA of Pipistrellus kuhlii (Kuhl's pipistrelle), 1012 nucleotides long. Its product is annotated as zinc finger protein 586-like. The transcript has 3 exons. Bases 472 to 870 code for a protein of 132 amino acids. NCBI's taxonomy places the organism in Eukaryota, Metazoa, Chordata, Mammalia, Chiroptera, Vespertilionidae. Gene Ontology annotation, biological process: regulation of DNA-templated transcription. The record is from RefSeq and is a predicted model, not a curated record.